Cynara cardunculus var. scolymus (artichoke) is the source of this 1320-nucleotide messenger RNA. RefSeq lists its product as uncharacterized. The transcript is spliced from 5 exons. The record is from RefSeq and is a predicted model, not a curated record. Bases 1 to 1320 code for a protein of 439 amino acids. NCBI's taxonomy places the organism in Eukaryota, Viridiplantae, Streptophyta, Magnoliopsida, Asterales, Asteraceae.
AUGGCGGUGGUUUUACGAUAUGUUGAUGCACGUGGUAUUGUUAAGGAGAGAAUUUUUGGUAUUGUUCAUGUGACAGGGACAUCUUCUUCAAUUCUUAAAUCUGUCAUUGAUACUUUAUUUGCUGAACAUGGAUUGAGUUUGAAACAGGUAAGAGGGCAAGGUUAUGACAGAGCAAGCAAUAUGCGCGUUGUUGUGGCGGUUGCAAAUAAACAUGACGGAGUUGAGAACUUUUUUAAUAUGUUAGAAAUGGUGAUCAAUGUGGUGAAUGCUUCUUGCAAGCGUAAAGACAUGCUUCGACAAUUUUACAAAGAUAGAGUGCAAGAAGCAAUUGGUAAAUGUGAAAUUAAAACUGGAACAGGGAGAUACCAAGAGUGUUCCAGUAUGUUGAAGAGGACGGGGAUAAUGGUUUUAGUCGCACAUAAGCAACUGAGGUCACAAACUUGUUGUCACGGACUCUUCAAAAAAAAGGAUCAAGAUAUUUUGGAAACGGUUUCAUUGAUAAGAGGAACCAAACAACUAUUGCAACAAUUUAGGGAAACUGGUUUUGAUCCACUUUUGAAGAAAAUGUAUUCUUUUAGUGAAGCAAAUGGUAUUAAAGCUUUGGAUAUGGAAGACCGUUAUUCAAAAAACGGAAUACAAAAGACCAACAUCACCAAUCGUCAUUAUUACAAGUUUGAUAUUUUCAACACUGUUGUGGACAUGCAAAUUCAAGAGUUUGGGGAUCGAUUUAGUGAGUUAAGUAUUGAAUUGCUUAAAAAUAUAGCAGCUUUGAGUCCAUGUGAUUCAUUUUCGCAGUUCAAUGUAUCAGAUUUGUUGAAGUUGAGUAAGUUGUAUUCUCAAGAUUUUAGUCAUAUGGAAAGGAUCGUUCUUGAGAAACAACUUAACAUGAACUAUUUGAUUGUGCGUCAAGAUGAAAGAUUUACCGAUUUGAGUGGUAUUGUCGAGCUCGCUAGACUGCUAGUGGAAACUAAAAAACAUAAAACUUAUCCUCUAGUAUAUCGGUUAUUGAAGUUAGCUUUGGUUUUGCCAGUUGCUACAGCAACAGUCAAAAGAUGUUUUUUUGCUAUGAAGAUUGUGAAGUCAGAUUUGCGCAACAAAAUUGAAAUGUCUGCCAAGAAUGUGAACUUCUCGAUUGAUGAUGUGUCUUUUAAGCCCAAUAAUCAUAUGGCGCUUUUAGACAUUCCGGCCAACAAAUCUUACUACGAGGAAGCUGCUACAUUCCUCAAGAACUCUCCUAUCUCUUUCGCUAUCUCUCAUGAACCUGUCAUGGUGAAGGAAGUUCUUCAGCAGUUCUGGCUUACUGUUGAAGUAGUUCAAUAG